Molecule: messenger RNA, 4502 nt
Organism: Sabethes cyaneus
Lineage: Eukaryota; Metazoa; Arthropoda; Insecta; Diptera; Culicidae
Gene: Ranbp16
Product: exportin-7
Exons: 12
Coding region: 385-3672 (1095 amino acids)
Biological process (GO): protein export from nucleus
Cellular component (GO): nuclear pore; cytoplasm
Molecular function (GO): nuclear export signal receptor activity; small GTPase binding
Source: RefSeq, a predicted model, not a curated record
UGGAAAAAGGAAGUUUUAUGUUAAUGGUGUGCUGCAGAAAAAAAAUUGAAAAGCAAACAUUUAAUCCUUGAAAAGUUGCUGUUUUUUAUUGAACGCUCAUGCUCUUGGUAGCACCCGUCUGAGUGGAACCUUUUUACCGGUAGGAGUAGGCGUCUUCGAUAAGAGAUACAGUGAAAAAAAACGCGUAUCGUUCGCUGCUGCAAUUGCGGCUCUCGUCUUGUUCGCGUGGCCGUGCCAGGAAUUGUUUGGUAAUGCUCCUUAAUCGCUAAUUGACCUCCGCGAGGGAUUCAUCUUCAUCUUCCACAUUCAAAAACCGUGCCCCACUUUUCGUAGCUGCUUUCAUUGUUUACUACCUGACCAUCAGCUAUCCGGCUCCCAGCAGUCAUGGAUGUUCAACAACUCGAGCUUUUGUGUAAGCAAUUCUACGAGUCUCAAGAUGCUCAGGCUAGAGCCGAAGCCGAGAAAGCACUCUACCUGUUUCAAGAAGAUCCAGAAGCAUUGCCGAAAUGCCAGCAGCUCCUAGAUCGGAGCAAUUCUGGCUAUUCUCAGCUAUUGGCUGCCACCACGCUGACCAAGCUGGUGUCGAAAAACAUACAAGCACUCAGUUUACAACAACGGGUAGAUAUAAGGAAUUAUAUUUUAAACUACCUGGCGACUCAUCCCAACCUGCAAUCAUUUGUUAUUCAGGCAUUGAUUGCACUGUUGGUUAAAAUUACAAAACUAUGUUGGGUUGAUAUAUACGAGGAAGAGUAUAUUUUCCGGAAUAUUGUCCAAGAUGUGAAGGAGUUUCUCGGUGGAUCCGUAGAGCAUUGUAUGAUCGGAGUGCAGAUACUUUCGCAACUGACUGUAGAGAUGAAUCAGCUAGCGGAAACAGCUUGUAAUUUAACCUUUACUAAGCACCGAAAAAUUGCAUGUCUCUACAGGGAUUCGCAGCUGUAUGACAUUUUCAUUUUGUCCUGCACCUUGCUCAGUCAAGCAAAGGAAAAUUGCUGCAAAAAUGCAAACUAUAUGGAUGAAGCCCAGCACGGAUUGUUUACGCAUUUGCUUAGUCUAGCGAGAAAUUGUCUCAGUUUCGACUUUGUCGGGACUUCCGCUGACGAAUCCGCCGAUGACAUGUCCACCGUGCACAUCCCAACAAAUUGGCGCCCAGCCUUUCUGGAAUCCGAUUCAGUAAAGUUGUUCUUUGAUUUAUAUCAUGUACUGCCUGUUCGUUUGUCCAGCUUGGCCUUGUCAUGUUUGGUCCAGAUUACUUCUAUUCGGAGGUCCAUUUUCAACAAUAGUGAACGCAUUAAAUUUCUCGCUAAACUUGUCAAAGGAGCCACGGAUAUCUUGAAAACUUCACACGGCCUUAGCGAUCCAGAGAACUAUCACGAGUUUUGCCGAUUGCUAGCCCGGCUUAAAUCAAACUUUCAGCUCGGUGAACUAGUGACCGUUGAAAAUUACCCGGAAGCCAUUCAAUUAAUUGCCAAAUUCACGGUCCAAUCUCUGCAGAUGUGGCAGUUUGCUCCAAAUAGUAUCCACUAUUUAUUGUCGCUGUGGCAGCGUUUGAUAGCUUCACUUCCCUAUGUAAAGUCCUCAGAGCCGCAUUUUCUAGAUACGUACACACCGGAAGUAACAAAAGCCUACGUGACUUCCAAACUGGAGUCGGUCCCAGUAAUACUGCGCGAAGGACUCGAAGAUCCGCUAGAUGAUACAGGAAUGGUUCAGCAGCAGUUGGAACAGUUUUCCACUAUUGGGCGCUGCGAAUACGAGAAAACCUGUGCUUUACUGAUUCAGCUAUUCGAUCAGACCGCCGGACGGUAUCAGGAAAUUCUUUCCACACCAGCAGCAGCCGUUAACAACCAUAUAGAUAUACAAAUCUGCGAAGGACAACUGACAUGGUUGGUUUAUAUCAUUGGGGCAGCCAUCAGCGGGAGAAUAUCUUAUUCGCAUGACGACCACGAUUUGCUGGACGGCGACAUGAUUAUCCGAGUAUUACAGCUGAUGACUUUGACAGACUCCCGGCUUCCGCAAUGCGGCUGCGAAAAGCUAGAGUUCGCUAUUAUGUGCUUCCUUGAGCAAGUUCGAAAAGUAUACAUCAACGAGCACCUCCAGAAGCUAAAGAUGUUCAAGAGGCUAAGCGAGGUGCUCGGUGUUAACGAUGAAACGACACUGUUAACCGUUAUCAGCAGAAAGAUAAUCACUAACCUGAAGUACUUUGGCCAUUCGGAGCAAAUUAUACGGAAAACGCUCACGCUGCUGAACGAUUUGACAUUGACAUUUAGCUCGAUUCGGAGACUGAUCAAAUUGGAUGAGAUUAAAUUUAUGCUGAACAAUCAUACGCGUGAACACUUUUCGUUUCUCGGCACUGGUGCCGUCAGCGCGUCGCGCUGUCGGAGCAUGUUCUACACCUGCCUUGGUCGGUUGCUUAUGGUAGACCUCUCCGAGGAUGUAGAACGUUUCAACACCUUUAUGAUGCCAUUGACAAACACCAUCGAGAAUAUGAUUAUGAUGAGUUUCCCCAGCGAGGAAGCCCGUAAGGAAUUGAUCGGGCUAUCCCGGGAUCUCCGGGGUUUGACGCAUGCUUUCAACUCUAAGGUUCCAUACAUGAUGCUGUUCGACUGGAUAUACCCUGACUAUUCGCCAAUUUUGAUUCGUGCCAUGGAACUUUGGGCUCACGAUCCGGCGGUGACCACUCCGGUCUUGAAAUUGUUCGCAGAGUUGGUUUACAAUCGUUCUCAACGGCUGCAGUUCGAUGUUUCUAGUCCCAACGCAAUUUUGCUGUUUAGGGAAACUUCAAAGUUGAUCUGUUGUUAUGGUGAACGGAUUCUGUCAUUAGAGGUACCGAAGGAGCAGAUUUACCCGAUGAAGCUAAAGGGUUACGCGGUGUGCUUUCAGAUGUUGAAAGCGAUUCUCAGCGGAAACUAUGUCAAUUUUGGCGUAUUCAAGCUGUACGGUGACGAUGCGUUGGACAACGUAUUGAAUAUGACAGCAAAAUUGAUCCUUUCAAUUUCGCACGACGACAUUUUGGUGUAUCCCAAAUUAUCGCAGGCAUACUACAUUUUGAUUGAGUGUCUCGCUCAGGAUCACAUCACUUACCUUUCCACGUUAGAACCACCCGUUUUUCUGUAUAUCCUAGAGAGUAUAUCGAAGGGCCUCAAUGCGCUGGACGUUAUGGUCGGUUCCGGUUGUUGUUCUACGCUAGACUCUAUUGUGACAUACAUUUUCAAACAGCUUCAGUUGAAAGAAAAACACAUGCUGCUGGUAACGACAUUCCCGAAUAAAAAGCUACGCCAGAAUGUCCUACCCGAAAAUAAUGUGUUCCUGAAGGUGAUGGAAAUGCACCCGGAAAUCCUGCAAAACCUUCUCUCCACGCUGCUGAACAUCGUAAUGUACGAUGACUGUAAAAAUCAAUGGUCGAUGUCAAGACCACUGCUGGUAUUAAUAUUGCUGUACGAGGAUUACUUUAGACAACUGCGAGAAAGCAUCAUACACUCGCAAUCGAUUGAAAAACAGCAAGCGAUGGUUUGUUUGUUCGACGCACUAAUGGAUGGUAUCGAAAGGAAUCUGCACGUUCGGAACCGUGACCGAUUCACGCAGAACCUAUCGGCAUUCCGCCGGGACCUUAAUGAUUCCUUCAAAUCCGCCAAUAGUUUGGUAAACAGCUCAUCAGUGAACGAAAUGUUUGACUAAACAUGUUCCUUGUUCUUGCGGAGGGACUAAAUGAAGCACUGUUGACUGCUCUUCGUGAUCCGCAUUUCCUAUGUUGAAAUUUUAUUUUCCGAAUCGGAAUUAUUCUGUUUUUUUUUACUUACCACGUCAAGCCAACAAUACAAAAUUAGAUGAAGUGAAUGCAUGGCAUGCCACAAGCCAACGCUAUACAGCACACAGAAUACAGAAAACAUUCGAUAGUUUUGAGAAAAUUUCCUCACAUUCUUCCCCAUGUUAUUUUAAUUUGUUUUUCACAGCUAGAUUCGUGCAUAUAUUUAUAGUACUUUAAUGGCUGCAGUGAAAGACUAAGCCAAAGUUUUAAAAUCUUUCGUCUGAGAAAAAGAAAUAGUUCGUUGUUACAAAAAAGAAGAAAAAACAACUUUAUAUAGCUGCUGCAAACAAAACAACAAGUCCGCAAAUUUUAGCAUGUAAGACAAGCAGCAAAACAUUUGAUGUAAUCACUUGUAGAGAAAGAAAAAUCAGUCCCCUGCUUAUAGGUUGGAAUUUUCUAUAACUGAAAAGUGUUUAACCUUAGAUAACAGAGCGUUAAGGAAGUGUGUAUUAUGCAAGCAAACUUUUUUUUUGUGCGUUAUAUGAUAUACACUUACACAAAACAAAAUCUAUUCGAUAGGUAUGAGAAGGAUAUAAGACAAAGAAACCAAUAAAAAUUAUUAUUGCUAGCGGGAGUAUUGCGUUUACACGGAUAGCUGUUGUAAUAUCUUUAACGAAACGAAGAAAAAAGUGCAGGAAACAAAUAGAAACUAUUAAACAAGCCGCAGAAUAGUGUGGAAAUUAAAUAGCCGAUAUUAGAU